UGAAGACAAAGAGACCCUGCCGGCACCUGGCUCCCAAAAAAGUAAAAGGUCUAAGACCCCCUGAGACCCUGGACAAUGACACCCCGAUUAAGUACCUCUGCGAAGCCUAAGCUCAUAAAUCUGUACUGGCUAGGAGAAGCUUCAUGGACUGAAUUUCCACUCGUGGUUGCCAACUGCCACCCCCCGCCCUGGCUGCUGUGCACUUUUUAAAAAACAGGGCAGGUAUUUUGACCCAGGGAACAGCAUAGUGGACACACCUGAAGCUUUGAUGUUGCUGAAGCUGAACAGUGUUCAAGGUGGCUGGAGGCAAUGACAACAGAACAACAACAACAAAAGCCAGAGUUCAUGCUGUAAGACAAUGAAAUACAGUGUGAGAAUUAAGAGAAGCAAGAAAAACAAUUAGAAAUGAACAUGAAUGUUUCAUCUGAACACGCUGUGGACCACUGUUUCUAGAUUGCUGGAAGAGUCAGGCCAAAGGGGGCUCAUCUAGUCCAGCGUCCUGUUCUUACAGUGGUCGAAUGACUCUAAGAACCUUGGAAUCGAGAUAGACUGCCUCUGGACCUGGAGGUUCCUCAAGAACAUCAGAAGAGCCUUGCAGCAGCUGGAUCAGGCUCCAGGGGGCCCAUCUAGUCCAGCGUCCUGUUCUCACAGUGGCCAGCCGGAUGCCUCAAAGAGAACCCUGGAAGCAGGAUCAGAACGCAGCCCCCCCCAAAGAUCUGCAGCUGGCCACGCACUCUGUCCUGGGAAAGAGGCUGCAAGAGCAACAGCAGACUUGGAUAGGAGCCUCCUGCCUGCUGUCCGUCCCUCCCUGGAAAACGUAGAGAGAGAGAGAGAGAGAGAGAAGGACCAGCAAAUAUCGUUUUUUUAAAGGGGCCGCCAGAUCUACACCAGGAGAACUUCUGUCUGCUUUCGUGUGUUUAUCACUCCCCAGCAUCACCGAUCAUCUAUAUCCACAUUUAAAAGACCCGUCCUUUUGAGAGUCAAGACUUUGCCUGCCUUUGCUGUCUUUCCAUCCCCAGAUCAGUAACUCCAAACCAAGGGAGGAGGAAAGGGAACUGAAAAGGAUUUGAAACAGGGGAGGGAGUAUUCCCCCAGAAAGAGGGCUUCACUGCAGAGCAGAUGGUGAGGCUGCAAGAGAGGUCCCGUCUUCCAAACUGACAGCAUGGAUCAGAAAGCGAUGCGGGUGGCAAACCAAGGCUCGAUUGGCGGGCUUUCCUUGGCCGCCUUCUCCUUGACUCUCUCCGUGAUGAUGGCGGUCCUCUGCCAAGCCAUUGAAAAGGUCCCCCAAAGGAUGCCGCGUCAGGCUUCUGAGGAUGAAGGACCUGGGAGCAGAAUGCCAGGAGUCUGGAGCGUUUGGGGCUCGUGGUCAGGCUGUUCCCAGCCUUGUGGCCUUGGAGUCUUAGAAAGGACUCGGAUGUGCCAGUCUCCGUACCAACGAGUCCCCUGGGCCGGCAGGCCAGAGUUGGCUCCGCAGCCCAUUUAUCCUCAACAGCCCCCUUACCAAGAGGAGAGGGCCAACAACCCGUAUCCGGUCCGGCCAUCGUACCCGCUUCACACCGAGAGGAACGUCAGGCCCGCCCUGUCAUUCCGUGGGAGCAGUUCCAUGCUGCCGCUCCACAGCCAGGGCCGGCCACCUCAUGCCCCUUACAGCCCCCAGAACCGCUACACCCGCCACGAGGCCUUCCCCGCUGAGGAGUUACCUUCGGUGCAGUCAAGGGAUGUCGUCGCUCCCCACUCCAACCGCCGGAGGGACUCUGCCCCCUUCCGUGAUGCUGCUCACUUGCCAAGGCCUCGGGAAAACCAGGAUCCCCCCAGCCGCGCUGUGUCUCAAAGGCUGCCACAUGGGGUGAACAACGGGCCCUUCAGACAUGCCGAUUCUGCCCAGCCUCCUACCCGAGACUCCAUCCCUUUGUUUAAGCCUUUGAGGCGCGGUGGACAUGAGGCAGGAUUGAGCCCCAACAGGCACCGCCAUAGAAGCCAAGCAGACAGUGGCCGCCACAGCUGGGCCGCAUCUCUGGUGCCAGAGUCCCAGGCGGCCCAGAGGUCUUUGGUUCGAGAGGCGAUCAAGCCAGGCAAGUACGGCUACGGGAAAGUGCCAUUCGCCUUGCCCCUCCACAAAGAUGCGGCCGAGGGGGCCACGGCUCGCUUUAAGAGGCACCACGGGGACAGAGCCGGCGAGCCCCCUCCCCCGCCACCCCCUCCUCCUCUCCCUUUUUCAAAGAAGCAGAAACGCAAAGCCAUCCACUCUUCCUCCCGUGAGGAGGAUGCCAGAGCGGAGAAGGAGGCACCAACCGCCAGCACUGACCCCAGGACCCCCCGCGAGCCGAAACAGUCUCUGCUAGCAGAUGCCGCUGCUCAACCCCCUGUGCAAGUUACUGAAGAGAAAUCCUCAGGGGAAGCGGAGCGUCGUGGAAAGCCGGCGACAGCCUCUCCAGAGUCACACGGCGAUGCUAACCAGCCGGGCCAUUCAACGGCACCUGCAGGGGACCAGCAGCAGCACCCCCCCCCCGAAUCUUCUGCAGUGCCACGCGCGAUGCCUGAAGAGGAUCUCCAGCCUGAGAGUUCAACGGGCAGCUCAAUCCCCACUGAGGAUGAGGGAGAAGAAGAAAGCAACCCCACAGCAACUGUGAUGCCUUCCCGUUCUCAGCUGCCCUCACUGGCGGGCAACCCCUCUCCUCAGGCCCAGGGGGACAUGCCCUUGACCCACCAGGUCUUGAGGAACCACAGCUCCGCUCCCAAACGUAAAGGCCCCGAGACGGAAAAGGGCCACCAAGCCACGCCAGAGCUGCCUCGUCGCUCGGAGAUCAGCUCUGUAGCACAGACAGAGAGAGCGGGACACCCUCCGCAUGGGCAUGCCCGAUCCCGGAACCAGAGACAGAACGAGCACCAGGCGGCUGGCCUUGGCAGACGGCUGUCCCACAGCCUCUUUGUGGACCAACCCAUUGCUCCUCGUCCUGCAGAGCCAGACAUUCGGUUGGUGCACCGUGGCAACCCUGUUCAGUUCCACGCCAGGGGGCAAAGGCUGCCGGCAGGGGGGCGACCAGGGGGCGAUGUCCCGCAGUGGAAUCUCUACUAUCCCGGCACGGAAACCUUCCACUGUGAAGGGGAAAGCAAGCAGUUCAAGGCCUGCAGGCAACAGCCGUGCCCGCCUGAUCGCCCAGAUGCUCGAGCCGUCCAGUGCUCCGCCUACAAUAGCCAGGAAUUCAUGGGCCGCCUGUACCAAUGGGAGCCCUUCACCGACGUGCGGGGCUCCCAGCGCUGCGAGCUGAACUGCCGCCCCAUUGGCUACCGCUUCUACGUACGCCACACAGAGAAAGUGCACGAUGGUACCCCGUGCGAGGCGUCCUCCCUGGACAUCUGCGUAGCUGGGCAGUGCCUGACCCCUGGAUGCGACGGGAUCCUGGGUUCGAAUCGUACUUUGGACAGCUGCGGAGUGUGCGGAGGGGACCAUACCACGUGCAAGCUGGUGGUGGGCAAUUUCAGUGACACGGAUGUAGCCAUCGGAUACCACCGCAUCCUGGAGAUCCCGGCAGGAGCCACCCGCAUCCAGGUUAAGGAGAUAACCCGCAGCCCCAACUACCUCGCUCUUCGGAGCCACAGCGGCAAAUCCAUCAUCAACGGAAAUUGGGCGGUGAACCCACCAGGUAGCUACGAGGCGGCCGGCACUGUCUUCGUGUACAGCCGGCCAGGAAGCGACAGGCGGGAGGGCGAGUCGCUGAUGGCGGAGGGACCCACCACAGAACCUAUAGAUGUGUAUAUGAUCUUCCAGCAAGACAAUCCUGGUGUCUCUUACCAGUUCUUCCUGGCCUCGGCCCAGCCGGAGAGCCCCAAUCCUGACCUCCGUAGGCCUCGGCAGGACUUUGGUGCCUUGACCAUGGUUCCCCCCAGCAACCAGAUGGAGCCCCCCGCCGGCCACCUCCGGCCAAGGCCGGCGGACACACGGAAUCUCAUCCCGCCUCGCUUCCCGGUCUUGUCCAACCAAUCGGGGAGGAGCCAUGCCAUGGCUCCGGUGCCUCCCAUCUCAGCCAGCCAAUCGGGAAGGAGACCCGGGAUCCUGCAACGGAAUGUCCGCGUCCCACCCUUGCCACCCCCACCCCAGUACAGUGCUGAAAAUCCGCACGACUUCUACUGGAGACGGAUCGGCAACACGGACUGCUCGGCCACCUGUGGGAAGGGAUUCUGGCAGUCGGUCUACCGCUGCGUCUCUCGUGCCUCCCAAGAAGAGGUGGGGGAAGAGAAGUGCCACCUCUUUCCCAAGCCCAUCGUGUCAGAAGAGGCAUGCAACACUGAGCCCUGCCCAGCCUACUGGGACACAGGCGAAUGGUCAGCCUGCAGCAAAUCGUGCGGCCUGGGCACCCAACAUCGCCAGGUCUUGUGCCGGCAGAUCUACGCCAACCGCACCACCAUGGUGCACCCUCAGCACUGUGGGCAGCUGGAGAAGCCCAACGGCACCCAGGCCUGCCAGGUGCAGAUGUGCAGCCAUUGGGAGGUCCGCACCAACUGGAGCUCAUGCUCUGUUCUGUGUGGCACAGGACAUCGAACGCGCCACGUUCGCUGCAUCAGUAACCACGGCGACUUGCUGCGCGAUAGCGACUGCCCAGGAAACCAUCGGCCGAAGACCAGCGAAGCGUGCGACAUGGGGCCUUGCGUGCGCACCUGGUUUUACAGCGACUGGAGUAACACGUGCUCAGCAGAGUGUGGAACAGGGAUCCAGAGGCGGUCGGUGGUCUGUCUAUCCAGCAAUGCCAACGGGCAAGAGGAAGAGAAUUGCGCAGGCACCAAGCCAGCUGACAUGAGAGCAUGUAACGGCGGCCCAUGCCAGCGGGUGACCCAGUGGUACAGGGGGCCUUGGAGCCCGUGCUCAUCGGACUGUGGCACCGGCACCCAGCGGCGUGAUAUCAUCUGUGUCAGCAAACUGGGCACAGAGUUCAAUGUGACGGAGGCUUCUGAAUGCAUCCAUCUGGAGAAGCCGCCCACCCUCCAGUCCUGUGUUAGCAGCUUCUGUGAGGCUCACUGGUUCUCCACGGCCUGGAGCAUGUGCUCCAAGUCCUGUGUGGGAGGUGUCCAGGUGCGGGAGGUCCAAUGCCUGACCCAGAACAAAACCCUGAGCAGCCUCUGCCCGCCAGAUCUCAAGCCAAUCAAGAAACGCCCCUGCAACAUCCAGCCCUGUCUUCCAGACCUCGAUGAGAACUGCAGGGACAAAUAUCACAAUUGCCCGGUAAUCGUGCAGGCUCGUCUUUGCGUCUACUCGUACUACAAGGCUGUUUGUUGCGCCUCGUGCACGCACGCCUUGGAGAGGCGCCAUGCCGGACCAAGCCGGUAGCGUCAGCAGACCAGUUGGGAUCCCGGACUCACACCUUUACUUGAACUGGGGACACAUUGAAAGCAUUCAUGGACUAAAGGAGCUUUGGUCAUCCACAAAUGCCCCUCUCCACGGGAAAGGGAUCGUGGCAGAGACACUACCAUGACUGAGAGGACUGAAAGGGAUUCGAACUCGGGACUAAGAGAGAGAUUCCCAUCAGUGCCCUGUCCUGUUUCUGGAAAGAACAUCCUGUACUGUUCUCAAUAUUUCUGGGGGAGGCUUCAACACCCCUUUUUUUAAUGACCAAGGCUGAGCUAUAGGCUCAUCAUACUCACACAGUGUUUAUAGACUGUGUCCCCUUUCACGGUGGCAAGGAAGUGGGGAGACGACUUGGCAAUUUGUAGCACCACGCACAAAGUUCCGGCAAAGAAUGAGACCCACAGGUGACUUUAUAAAGUUGUUGAUCUUAGCUAUGCAAAGAAGACUUAACGGACCCCAAAAGAUAUGGGGCUUUCAUGCCCAGUCAUGGAGCAGCCUCCUCCCUCCCUCGCUCCCUGAAGGCACAACAAACCUUUGGUCCCCUACCACUUCCAUACAACCCCCCCCCGCCGGUCCUGUCCCGUUCCUGAGACUCUUGUUCAAGUUACAACUGGCUGGAAUGAGGCAAACUCUUUGCACCCCACUGGCUUGGUGCUGGCGGGGCAUUUGAUCAGAGCAAGGGUGGAUUAUCUGGCUUUGCAAUUGUUGGAUCCGAUUCUUCGUGGAAGCCGUUUGUGGGUGUGCAGUACCACAUAUGGGGGGACGCCGUUGGGGUGGCUUCGUCCCCUGAGAUCUGUGAACCUGUUUCGUGAGCCGUGCUAAAGUGGCAACGCCUGUGAGGGGAGGGUACUCUCGAUCUGUUUCGCACCGCACCUGCCCACCCGGCACUAAACCUUACCAGCUGCAGCAACAGGGCUGGGGGAUAGACUAGAGUCCAAGGCCCCUGCAGUCCCACUCCCCCCCUUCCAGAGGAGGGCAGCACUGAGUCUGAAGCCUGGCAGCCACAUUGGCUUGGCUUUGAUUUGCAGAUGUGCGGAGGCGGGGUGGAAAAACACAUUUUAAAAAAUGUGCUGGUGCUAUGUGGACUGUAGGGAAGGCUGAAUGGCUAGGGGUGGAGCAAGGUUGCUGGAUUUCCACCCACCACUGGACUGGGGAGCUGUAAAUCCCACGAUAUCCAGAGAGGCACAGAUGCAAUAAGGUUGCAAAGCGUUCUGGGAGUGUUCUAGGUGUGCACCUGAUCUCACCAUCGUCCCCCGGCUGACCUAGAACACGCUAUACAUUGCAGGAGGGUAAUUUGACAGUGACCAGCAAACUGUCCAGAGGAAGGUUUCUUGAUCUUCCUCGGUUGCUCUUGCAGAAACUCCAUGGUUUGGAAAAAUACUUCUCUAGAAAGACCCAUCAGGCUGGGCCUUUGCAAGCCAGCUUCCUGCUCUAGUUUGGUUUUCCGUGUAAUUCGUGAGGUUGCCCACUUUUUAAAUAGCCCCUGUUCUUGGGUCUUUAACAGCAACAUGAUUGUGCUCAUCUCCAUGCCUAGAGAAGCUUCAGUAGCUGGAUUUUGACUUUAUUUUUCCACAUCAAACUGCCCUUAAAGGCACAAGAGUAAUGAUGUUUGCUAAAGCUGGCAACCUUAGCGCUGCUAGAGGGUUCUCAGAGGUUUCUUUCCUGUUUCUUAGCCCUGGCAGUGUUGCCAACUGACCAGAAAACCCAGCUUGGCCUGCUCUUGUGAUUUUAUAACAGGAGCUUCACUGGCAGAAAUUUGGAAGUAAAGCUCCUGUUAUGGCAUGGAGAUAAAACACAGCAGUUUGCUAAUGUCUGCAGAUGAGGUGACUGUCAAAGGCACAAGCGCCAGCCCCAGUAAAAUGGUUGGCAACCUUAAUCUUUAGAAAUAGGAAUAUAUUGUCUCUCUCUCUGCAUGUCAAAUGCACGUCUUUGUGUGUGUGUCCCAACAUCUUGUUGGACCAAGAGAGAGUGGAGAUAAUUUUCUGUCACUGUUGUGAAGGGUUGCCAACUUUUUUUCAGGGCUGGGCUCCUGCAUUGUUAACAGUAAAUCCAGUAGGAGUAGCCUUUGCCCUGCCCAUGCCUGGGAGAUGCUCAGUGUGUUGAAUUCCUGCCUGUCAAGAGCCGUUGCUCAAGAGCCCUCAAAGACACAAAACGUUUGGAGAGUGCCCAGUAAUGACAUUUAUUCUGAAGUUGUGGAGCCUUCUAGAAGCGGGUGGGAUGGGGAGAAAGGUUGGUGGGAAUUAUCAACAAGAUCCUGCAUUUAAUAUUUGGACGGUUGUGGGGGCAGGGGAGGACGUGCUUUCAGGCUGAUGGAUUCUUUUAAUCACAUAGUUAAUACUUUGUGUUGGAUUUGCCACCCAAAUCUCCUCUUAGGCCUUUAUGAUUUCUCAAGACUAACAUUGCCACCUUUAGUCUUUUGCCAGGGCUCCAGCAGAAAUGCAACAAGCGGAGAGGCUCUUCUCCUUCACUCUACCUUGCUGCAACAGCAGACGUGUAGCAAUGGGGCAAGGUGGGUGGAGAAGGUCCACCUGAUGGAUUUCAACUUCCUAUGCAACCAUUUAAUAAAGACACAUGAGCCUUUCUGGAAGAAAAAGGUGGCAACCUCCUGUCUUUUCGUAGGCCAGAAUGGGCCAAAAUUGUGUCAGUCAAGUUGCUAAGCACCAGCUGCAGGGGAGGAUACUGGCCAUUCCCAAUGGUGAGGGCGCUCUUGUGCAUUUUAGAACUUCAGGUGGAAGAAACAUCCUACCUGGUGUGGUUUCACUUGCAGCCCUGGGGGAGGAGGGGUGGGGAAACUGCACCUGUUGGAAUUCUUUCUUCUACAGCACUUGUAACGGCGCAGGAAGAACCCUCUUAGAGUCAGGACUUGGAAUCUCAUGGAAUGGCAAAAGCACGGCAAGAAACGGAAUUGUUUUUUUAAAAAGCAUUUAUUCUAAAGACAUUUUAUAGAAAUGGCUGAGUGCUCAGAUUAUAUAAAUAUAUAUAAAUAUAUAUAUAUUAUAUAAAUCUUUAUGAUAAAGCGGAAUGUACCUAGGUUUGUUUUGUUCAGUCCAAACCUUUUUUUUUUU
Molecule: messenger RNA, 8406 nt
Organism: Rhineura floridana
Lineage: Eukaryota; Metazoa; Chordata; Lepidosauria; Squamata; Rhineuridae
Gene: ADAMTSL4
Product: ADAMTS like 4
Exons: 24
Coding region: 1163-5323 (1386 amino acids)
Biological process (GO): extracellular matrix organization
Cellular component (GO): extracellular matrix
Molecular function (GO): metalloendopeptidase activity
Source: RefSeq, a predicted model, not a curated record